CAUUGAAAUAAGAAACUCAAACAGUAUAGAAGGGAUAAAAAUCGAAAAUAAUAAUAAACAAAUUAAAAUAGCACAGCUUGCUGAUGACACUACUCUUUUUCUGAAAUCUGAACAAGACAUUCUGAAUGCAAUAAAUCUGGUAGAGCGCUUUGGCAAAUACUCGGGGUUACAACUCAAUAGCAAAAAAAACUGAAGCAAUGUGGAUAGGAAGAAGUAAAUCACGAACUGAUAAAGUAGGAAAUAUAACAUGGCCGAAUAAACCAAUUAAAGCACUAGGAGUCUAUUUUGGCAUACAAUACGAAGAGUGUUCUAAACUCAAUUGGCAGUCAAAACUAACUGAAUGUCAAAGUCUAAUAAAAAACUGGUUAAAACGUAAGUUAACGAUGUAUGGAAAAGUUCAAAUUAUAAAAUCGUUAUUGAUACCAAAAUUUACUUAUUUGUUUCAUUCUUUAGUUGUGCCAGAAAGUAUCGUGAAAGAAAUCAAUACAAUGAUAUUCAAAUUUUUAUGGGACAAUAAACAAGAAAAAGUAAAACGUGCAACUUUAAUAGGCAAUAAAUUACAAGGAGGAAUAGAUAUGCUAGACUUAGACUCAUAUAUAACUUCUUUAAAACUUAAAUGGGUAAAAGCUUUAACUGAUGAAUCAGAAGCAAACUGGAAAUUAAUUCCGAAACGCCUACUGAAAGAUUUUGGUGACAAUUUUUUAAUAUUUUAUUGUAAUACAGACACUAUUAAAAGUCUCAAUUGUAGUAAUGUGACUGAAUUUUAUCAAGAACUUAUUAAAAUAUGGAUAAAAACUCGCGAUUUACAUAAGGAAAAUCAAAAUUUGACAUUUGAACAAAUAAGAAAACAAAUAAUCUGGGGCAAUAGAUUUAUUAAAAUUAAAAACCAAUGUUUGUUUUUUAAAACAUGGAUUAAAUCGAAUAUAUAUUUUUUAAAUGAUUUACUUAAUGAUCAGGGUGAAGUAGAUCAAAAUGUUAUCUUAAAUAAGCUAGUAGAUAAACGCAACUGCGUCGUUGAAUUAAACUUGCUCUUUAAAGCUUUGCCUCUAGCCUGGAAACAAACUAUGAAAACGUUUCACUCUUCGCAAACAAAAAUAAAAACAGAAAAACGUCUUAAGAUAAAUAACAAACCUUUUGAAUUGAUGGAUUCAAAAACAAUAUAUCAAAUAUUAGUAAACAAAGUAUUCAUUAAACCCGCUACACAUUCGUAUUGGUCAAAUAAAUAUGAGACAAAACUAAACUGGAAUGAUAUAUAUAAAUUCAUUACAAGACUUCCUGAUAAUCGGUAUAAACAAUUCAAAUUUAGAGUAAUAAACAUGAUCUUUACAAGCAAAGAAACGCGCUAUAAAUGGAAAAUGGUCUCAUCUCCACUCUGUAAUAAAUGUAAUAAAAUAGAAGAUUAUCAACAUCUUUUUAUCGAUUGUAUGGCAGUAAAUGUAUUUUGGGAGAAAAUUUUAUAUAUAUUUCAAGAGUGCGGAAUUCAAAGAAAUAUACGUAGACUAGACAUCCUUAUUUUCGGUUAUAAAAUAUCUCAAGAAGAAUACUUUUACAUAAAUGUUAUACUCACCAUUGUAGGUUUUAGUAUUUAUAAAGCUUACUUUUGUAGUAAUAAUUGGUCAAAUAAAUUUAACAUUUUAAAACUGUUUAAAACAGAAUUCGAAAUAAUUUAUCAAUACUUUAAAUACAAGAAGACAAAAGUUAA
Ruditapes philippinarum (Manila clam) is the source of this 1702-nucleotide messenger RNA. RefSeq lists its product as uncharacterized. The record is from RefSeq and is a predicted model, not a curated record. NCBI's taxonomy places the organism in Eukaryota, Metazoa, Mollusca, Bivalvia, Venerida, Veneridae.